AUGCCUGUCCCUGCAGUCGAAGAGGAGGACGAAAGUCAUCGCACGGAUUCUGGCUCGACUACACACCAUGUCGACAGCAAUGAGAUCGGCCCGCCACAUGAAGAUCGUAGGACAGCCGAAGACCACUUCAAAGUGCCAGCGGCUGCAUUUCCGAACUACGACUUACACGAUGUUGAGUGCCAAUCACUCUCACCGUCGGAGGCUAUCAGCCCAAAACCAGAGAAGCCGGCUGCAGGAGAAGCGGCAAACGAGAUUCACGAUCUUGUUCCAAUCUACCGGGCUGCUUCAUUUUGCUUACCGCCGGGGUCAUGUACGACCCCAGGUGCCGAGUCAGAAGACUCAAGUUUGGAGGAAACGGCUACUGCGACACAGUCGCAGCUGACAUCUGGCGAAUCGGACACCUCGAGUGCAACGGUUGAGGGCUUUGACUGUGGCCAUUUCGAGACGACACCAGACAGUCAGCCUGAUGACUCCUGCAUUGCUGAAUCCACGGACGAAGUGAAAUGCCUGCAAGCCUCUGGUGAGGUGUCCUUUUCUGACGAGCCUAGUUUCGAGGAGACGACAACCACAACGCAGUCAACUGGCGAAUCGGACGCCUCGAGUGCAGCGAUUGAGGACUUUAGCCAUGUCGGGGCGACACCAGACAGUCAGGCUGAUGACUCAAGCUUCGAUGACUCUGCAGACGACGUGAAGUGCUUGCAAGGCGAGACAGAGGCACCUCCGUCUCAUCAGGUGGGCGACGAGAUGCCGGCAUUCUCCACCCUGGCACACCGUGUUCAGCAAGUCGUGGCCAAGAUUCCAACCGAGGGUUCCACUCUGGCUUUUACCAAUGUGGAUCGAAAAGACGACCAUCUUCUGGGAGUUCGGAACACUUUUGUUGACUUGAGUGAUGAACCUCCACUGCAGCAAUGGUACAAGGACAUCAGAGGCAUACGCUCAUGCCCAGCCAGCGAGCAUGGUGAUGAUGACCGGAAUGCAUGCGGUGGCGCAGAUGCUGACGAAGACGAAGCCUGGCAGACACCAGAGCCAUCUCCUCGUUUUUGCAAUGAGGAGGAGAAGCCUCAGCCCGCAGCAUCAGCAUGCAAUGCGGCAAAGCCAGGAGAGCCCAGGACUCCGCUGAAGAGUGGUGCAAGCCCCUACCGACCAAUUCCUACGGCAAGACCGUCUUGUAGCACGACAUACUAUGCCAUGCCACCGCCCGUAAAUACCACAGGUCGGUUCUUCGCGGCAGAGUACCACCGCCGAGUGCAAGCCUCCGGGCGGCUCCACUCGUUUCAGGACCAGCCGACAUUUUUGGCAGAGAAGGCCACGAGGCCUUGCCAGGCCGAACUUGCCUUUUCUGCCACCUCUGUGAUUCCGGUGAGAGGAAGCGCCGACUGCGCCAUCAGAAAGCCAAGCAUGCAAAAGCGUGCUAGCCAUGUCGUUGAGGUCAACCGUCAGGAUUUGCUGAGUUUCGACCACAGCCCGGCUUUCGCCGAUCUUGGGAUGAAAGCCCGCGAGUACGCCAAGGAGGUGCAUGCAAGCCAUGUGGUGGACAUGGAGCCCGCGGACACACUGGCUUUUCCUGAGUGCCGCCACGUCUCGCUGAUGGCCAUGCUUCCAGCCUACGCCAUGAAGGAGCGGCGGCUGCCACCCCCCAAGGGGGUAAAAAGUGGCAGUGAAGUUUCCUACAAUCGAGGUGGCUGGAAUCCAACUCGCAGUGAGAAGUUUCUGACCUCAGCGAGGUCAGCUAGAAACACAGAUGGAGGCACAUGGAUAUGUCUUGUUUCUUAA
Molecule: messenger RNA, 1773 nt
Organism: Symbiodinium sp. CCMP2456
Lineage: Eukaryota; Dinophyceae; Suessiales; Symbiodiniaceae
Source: the annotation of a GenBank genome assembly